GGCUCUCUGGCUGCGCGCGCACGCACGUCCGCUCCUCGCUUCCGGCGCGGUGGCCUCCGGCGGGCAGACGGGACCCCAGCGCCCGGCCUCCUUUAGGACAUGCGGCGCUGAGGAGCGGCGGACCCUUCGCGGCGGCGCCAUGAACCUCCUGCCGUGUAACCCCCACGGCAACGGGCUGCUCUACGCCGGCUUCAACCAGGACCACGGAUGCUUUGCAUGUGGGAUGGAAAACGGAUUCCGAGUCUAUAACACUGAUCCACUAAAAGAAAAAGAGAAACAAGAAUUUCUAGAAGGAGGAGUUGGCCAUGUGGAAAUGUUGUUUCGCUGCAACUAUUUAGCGUUAGUCGGUGGCGGGAAAAAGCCAAAAUACCCUCCUAACAAAGUGAUGAUCUGGGAUGACCUGAAAAAGAAGACUGUUAUUGAAAUAGAGUUUUCUACAGAAGUCAAAGCAGUCAAACUGCGGCGAGAUCGAAUUGUGGUGGUUUUGGACUCAAUGAUUAAGGUGUUUACAUUUACACAUAAUCCCCACCAACUGCAUGUCUUUGAAACCUGCUAUAACCCUAAAGGCCUCUGCGUCCUGUGCCCCAACAGUAACAACUCCCUCCUGGCUUUCCCGGGCACCCACACGGGCCACGUGCAGCUCGUGGACCUGGCCAGCACCGAGAAGCCCCCCGUGGACAUUCCUGCUCACGAGGGCGUCCUGAGCUGCAUUGCUCUCAACCUGCAGGGAACACGAAUUGCAACCGCAUCUGAGAAAGGGACCCUUAUAAGAAUAUUUGAUACUUCAUCAGGGGAUUUAAUUCAGGAACUACGAAGAGGAUCUCAAGCAGCGAAUAUUUAUUGCAUUAACUUCAACCCGGACGCGUCCCUCAUCUGCGUAUCCAGUGACCACGGCACAGUGCACAUUUUUGCUGCCGAAGAUCCAAAAAGGAAUAAACAGUCAAGUCUGGCCUCAGCCAGUUUCCUUCCAAAGUACUUCAGUUCCAAGUGGAGUUUUUCCAAGUUUCAGGUUCCCUCAGGCUCUCCGUGCAUCUGUGCCUUCGGAACAGAGCCAAAUGCUGUCAUUGCGAUCUGUGCAGACGGCAGCUACUACAAAUUCCUGUUCAACCCCAAGGGGGAGUGCAUCCGGGACGUCUACGCGCAGUUUCUAGAAAUGACCGAUGACAAGCUGUGACUCUUCAUCAGGAGUGCAAUCAACACCCACGGCCGACCACCACCAAAGCGCUGAGUGUGCCCUUCAGACUCCUGGGGCUGGUGCCGGUGGCGGGACUGCCCGGGGACCUUAGUCCUGCGGCCAUUCUGUGGUUGUCUGUUUUCCUGAGCAGGGCUUCCCAUUUCCAGUAUUAAAGAAAGCGUCAUGGAGGCAGCGUAGACACUCACAUGGCUCUGAGCGGCCCGGGCCCGGCUGCUGGCCUGUUCCUUUAGUUCGGCUGUGACGCUUUCAUGCUUCCUCCGCGCCCCCCGCCGGCUCCCCCCCGCCCCCACCGUGCGCUUGGGGGCUCCGCACACACACAGGGACUGGGCUGAGAAAACAGUGGACAAAUUGAAGUUUGUUUUGGCAACAGAUUCCAUCAUUUUUACUGAGUCUGUAGUGAGGAAAUGAACAAAUGUGUAAAUGUUAGUUCUCAUAUCACAACCAGAUUUUUAAAGAGUAACAGUGCCAGCAGCUUGCCUUAGGGAGGGAGAAGGGUCCUUCCCCCGUCCGAACAUGAGGAGGAGGACAGCUGUGGUCGAGGACACAGGGUGGGCGUCUUCAUGCCUGUGGCGUGGCGGUGCGCAUGCCUGUCUUUCUGUCGGGACGGAGGCGGGAGCAGAGUGCUGUGUGUGUGUCCCUGUGUGUGUCGGGAGUGGUAGUGUGUACACUUUCAGAAUCAGUCCGCGAGGAGAGUGUACGUAAUUCGGAGGAGGUGGAGGGAAGCGCUGGGCGUCUGGGCAGGAGCAGGAGGCCUCGGGCCGGCGGGUCGUUGGUGAGGGCAGCAGUACACUAAGGAGGACGAAAGGCAUGUGGUACCAUUUUCUAACAUUUGGUAACUAACCCAGGUUAUGGGCUCUAUGUUGUUAGUACUCCCAGAGGUGUGUGUUUAAUUUUCUGAACUUCCCUUUAAAGAACCCUGACUUCACGGUUUCGAUUUCAGGUAGCAAACGCGGAAAGUCUGCGGGAGCAGCUCUCUGUUCUGCCCGUUCUUUCACUGUCAUGUAAUCAACUAACUUUGUACGUGGAUUUCCGUGUAAAGUAUGCAUGUUAUACUUUUGUGUGUAUUUAAUCAUGAAAUUUAAUUUUGCACUUAUUUGUAAUGUUUCUUUUAAAUAAAAGUGACUAAUUUUGGUGUAUUCUCUGUUAA
Messenger RNA from Suricata suricatta (meerkat), 2342 nucleotides. RefSeq names its product WD repeat domain 45B (gene WDR45B). Gene Ontology annotation, cellular component: extrinsic component of membrane; cytosol; phagophore assembly site membrane. NCBI's taxonomy places the organism in Eukaryota, Metazoa, Chordata, Mammalia, Carnivora, Herpestidae. Bases 140 to 1174 code for a protein of 344 amino acids. The record is from RefSeq and is a predicted model, not a curated record. Gene Ontology annotation, biological process: autophagy of mitochondrion; protein lipidation; nucleophagy. The transcript is spliced from 10 exons. Gene Ontology annotation, molecular function: phosphatidylinositol-3-phosphate binding; protein binding; phosphatidylinositol-3,5-bisphosphate binding.